Metarhizium robertsii ARSEF 23 is the source of this 198-nucleotide messenger RNA. RefSeq lists its product as uncharacterized. The transcript has a single exon. NCBI's taxonomy places the organism in Eukaryota, Fungi, Ascomycota, Sordariomycetes, Hypocreales, Clavicipitaceae. Bases 1 to 198 code for a protein of 65 amino acids. The record is from RefSeq and is a predicted model, not a curated record.
AUGGCCGAUCCUGCUCCCAAGACGUCCAAUGCAAGCGAUGCAAGCAAUGCAAGCGACGGCGGCUCCAGCAGCCAAAACAAAUCCGGCACCGUCAUUUGCGACAAAAUGAUCGGACACACUUGGUUCGCACGACCAGGUUUUGAGGCCAAAACUUGCCCUUAUUGCCAAAAGACUGCUGGGGGCUCAAGCAAAGAGUAA